Saccharomyces paradoxus is the source of this 1293-nucleotide messenger RNA. RefSeq names its product choline-phosphate cytidylyltransferase (gene PCT1). Gene Ontology annotation, molecular function: choline-phosphate cytidylyltransferase activity; phosphatidylcholine binding. The transcript has a single exon. Gene Ontology annotation, cellular component: nuclear envelope. Bases 1 to 1293 code for a protein of 430 amino acids. Gene Ontology annotation, biological process: CDP-choline pathway. Lineage: Eukaryota; Fungi; Ascomycota; Saccharomycetes; Saccharomycetales; Saccharomycetaceae. The record is from RefSeq and is a predicted model, not a curated record.
AUGGCAAACCCAACAACAGGGAAGUCCUCGAUUAGGGCCAAGCUUUCUAACUCUUCGCUAUCAAACCUAUUUAAAAAAAAUAAAAAUAAAAGGCAGCAUGAGGAAACGGAAGAGCAGGAAGAGCAGGAAGAGCAGGACAACGAGCAUAAAGAUGAAGGUAAGCACCAAGAUGAAAAUAAGGAGACACAGCUUACUCCCCGGAAGCGUCGUCGGUUGACGAAAGAGUUUGAAGAAAACGAAGCUCGUUACACUAACGAACUGCCCAAGGAACUGCGCAAGUACCGUCCAAAGGGUUUCAGAUUCAAUUUACCUCCAACAGAUAGACCCAUCAGGAUAUAUGCAGAUGGUGUUUUUGAUCUUUUCCACCUCGGCCACAUGAAGCAACUGGAACAGUGCAAGAAGGCAUUCCCUAAUGUGACACUGAUAGUCGGUGUGCCUAGCGAUAAAAUUACUCACAAAUUAAAAGGUUUGACUGUACUGACCGAUAAGCAGCGUUGCGAGACUUUAACGCACUGCAAAUGGGUUGACGAAGUUGUGCCUAACGCUCCUUGGUGUGUUACUCCAGAAUUCUUGUUGGAGCACAAGAUCGACUACGUGGCUCACGACGACAUUCCUUACGUUAGUGCCGACAGCGACGAUAUUUACAAGCCAAUAAAAGAGAUGGGUAAAUUUUUGACUACCCAAAGAACGGACGGUGUUUCCACAAGUGAUAUCAUCACGAAGAUCAUCAGAGACUAUGACAAAUAUUUGAUGAGAAAUUUUGCAAGGGGGGCCACCAGACAGGAACUGAACGUUUCUUGGUUGAAAAAAAACGAAUUAGAGUUCAAGAAACACAUCAAUGAAUUUAGGUCAUAUUUCAAGAAAAACCAGACAAAUCUGAAUAACGCCUCCAGAGACUUGUAUUUCGAAGUGCGUGAAAUCUUGCUAAAGAAAACUUUGGGCAAAAAACUUUACUCCAAGUUAAUAGGCAAUGAGUUAAAGAAACAAAACCAACGACAAAGAAAACAGAAUUUUUUGGAUGAUCCGUUUACUAGGAAACUAAUCAGGGAAGCGUCUCCCGCUACAGAAUUUGCCAACGAAUUUACGGGCGAAAAUUCCACUGCUAAAUCAUCGAAUGAGAACGGAAGUCUUUUCAGCCAGGAAGAUGAUGAGGACACGAAUUCCAACAAUACAAACACGAAUUCAGAUUCAGAUUCAAACACUAACUCAACGCCUCCCAGUGACGAUGACGAUGACAACGAUAGGUUAACUUUGGAAAAUUUAACACAAAAGAAGAAACAAUCUGCGAACUGA